AAGUGUUAACGAACUUCUAAUUGACCAGUUCAAAAAUAUUUUGAACACGAAAGAUAUUGCGUAUUUUCUCACGACAAAAUGAGCACUUUUUUCAACGACUAUUUCAAAUACGCCGCUGUCGGUGCAUUGGCCAUAGGCGGAGUGGCCAUGGGAUGUUAUGCGUACAAGCGCUGGUAUGGCAAGGAGAGAGACGUCGCGAGUAAAGAGAGGGAGGAAUGCAAGAGAGACAGCAUUGCAGAUGAUGACAUCAUCCGUAACCACGGGAAUCCACACGAAACAGACGCAGAGAAGACUGUGCAUGACAUCAAUGAUGGCGAUGAUACGUCACACCACGACCUCAACGAGGAAUAUCACAAGAAAGUAGAUACAUCUUGUCUACAUUUAAAAAAGGAGUCAGAUGAGUGCAUAGACAAUAAGGAAAUAGACAAAAUGCACGAAAACGAAAAUAACUUGAACACUUUUUUGCGAGAAUUCGAUAAGGCAAUGUUGUCGAUGGCAGACAACUUAUUUUGCCAGGGACGAAGCCUUGAGGAACUCCGUCAGGCAGAGAUGGAUCUUGGUCCUCUGUGGCCGAUGAUUGAGGUUUACCGGGACAUGUUGCCCGACUGAGGAAGUUUAAAACUUCCACAAAACUUUCUUUUAUUGCUUUUUACCGUCUGGUGAAUCUAUCAGAUCGGAUUUCAUUAUUGAGUAAUUUUGUUUGAUUUAUUUGUAUUUUCUUGAAAUUGAUUAAAAGAUGUUCGAACAAAAAGAAUAAA
Messenger RNA from Nematostella vectensis (starlet sea anemone), 758 nucleotides. RefSeq lists its product as uncharacterized. The record is from RefSeq and is a predicted model, not a curated record. The transcript has 2 exons. Bases 79 to 609 code for a protein of 176 amino acids. Lineage: Eukaryota; Metazoa; Cnidaria; Anthozoa; Actiniaria; Edwardsiidae.